Messenger RNA from Ctenocephalides felis (cat flea), 922 nucleotides. RefSeq lists its product as uncharacterized. NCBI's taxonomy places the organism in Eukaryota, Metazoa, Arthropoda, Insecta, Siphonaptera, Pulicidae. The record is from RefSeq and is a predicted model, not a curated record. Bases 181 to 534 code for a protein of 117 amino acids. The transcript has 7 exons.
GUGCAUUGUUGAAGAAAAUGACAAGGAUGAUGCUCUACAAAUCCUAGAGCAAUGCCAAAGAAUUGAGCCAAAGAGGCUGCAGCUUUUAUUGAAUUAGACGAGGAUGAUGUCGAUGCAAUUGCAAUGUGAGCUACAGUCGGAUUCAUGAUUCCCUGUUAAUGGAACAUCUCAACUUGGGCAAUGCCUUCUGGACUCGGUGCAGGCCUUGAAGCUUCCCUAGCGCCUGUAAAAGAUGAGAUGCAUUCUGAUAGCCCAAAAAGCAGAGUCGAUGUGCCUUCUCCAUCGAGUCAUUGUGAGGGAUUGAUGCUAAUAAUGGCAAUCAAAAGACAAAAAUGCCGUCGUGUGCCUGAGGAUUUUGCAAACGGGCAAAGAAUCAUUGUUGAGCAAGACCAACAAAAGAAUAUAAGGGAUGAAGAUGCUUUUUGGAGCCCAAUAAUUGACGUUGCCGUUGAGCGAAUGGUGCAAGAACAACUGAAAAUUGCUUGCAAUGAUUACUACCUACUGUCCAUGAAUGCCACAACUGAUGCUCCCUAAGAAUGGCAAUCAUGUAUUGCGAGCAACGAUAAAAAUACCUUUGAUGAGUACUACCCACUUGCCACUGCCCAAGAAUGCUAUUACUGAUGAUGGUGCUUAAGAAUGAUGACGGUCCACCCCGAGCCACUGUCACUUGGAUGGCGUUUGAAGAAAUUGUCUUUGAUGAGUACUAUCCCAACUUGCCAUUGCCCAAGAAUGCUAUUACUGAUGAUGGUGCUCAAGAAUGAUGACGAUCCACCCCGAGCCACUGUCACUUGGAUGGUGUUUGAAGAAAUUGUGGAUUGUUUGCAGCGAUUAUUAAAUUAGCUGCAUGCAUUGGUCAUACUUUGAUGGCAUUGAAGAAUUGUGCGAACAAAGAGGGGAAAGUGGCUGCGAGCAUCUCCGCAAA